Serinus canaria (Common canary) is the source of this 3891-nucleotide messenger RNA. RefSeq names its product leucine rich repeat containing 15 (gene LRRC15). The record is from RefSeq and is a predicted model, not a curated record. Gene Ontology annotation, molecular function: protein binding. Lineage: Eukaryota; Metazoa; Chordata; Aves; Passeriformes; Fringillidae. Gene Ontology annotation, cellular component: extracellular matrix. Bases 133 to 3684 code for a protein of 1183 amino acids. The transcript is spliced from 4 exons.
ACUGCCCCUGUGCUGAUUCAUUGAUUUGGACGGGUUAUAUACUGGGAGGGGAAGAAUGAACCACACUCUGCUCUCCUGCCAGCACGGAGCUGUGCUCACUCGGUGCUCGUGGCUGCAGGACACUCGGGCCCAAUGGAGCAGGGAGGCUGGCAGCGGUGGCUGCUGCUGCUGGUGGGAAUCCAGCUGGCCAGCAGCCAGUGCCCAGAGCAGUGCCAGUGUGUCCGCAGUGCCCAGGUGGAGUGCUUUGGUGCCGACAUCAGCGUGGUCCCCAGCCCCAUCCCUGCCAACGCCAUGACCCUGCAGAUCAUCAACACGCGCAUCACCGAGCUGGGCGACGCCGCCUUCGGCAACGCCUCCCUGCUGAUUGGGCUGCGCGUCGAGAAGAACCUCCUGUCACGCAUCAGCCCUGGGGCCUUCCAGGACCUGCCUGACCUGCGCUACCUCAGCCUGGCCAGCAACAAGCUGCAGGAGCUCCCUGUGCAGGUCUUUGAGCCUCUGGACAAGCUGGAGUCUCUGCUUCUCUCCAGCAACCAGAUCCUCCAGGUCGAGCCUUCCCACUUUGCCCAUCUGAGCAACCUCAAGGAGCUACAGCUGCACGGGAACAACCUGAAGGAGCUGCAGGAGGGGGUGUUUGACCAGCUGACCAGCCUCACCAAGCUCAACCUGGCCAGGAACAACAUUGACCGCCUGCCGCCCCGAGCCUUUGAGCGGCUGGCACGGCUGCAGGUGCUGCGGCUCUACGAGAACCGGCUCCGGCACAUCUCAGUGGGCACCUUUGAUGGGCUGCCGGAGCUGCAGGAGCUGGGGCUGCACCAGAACCAGCUGGAGACUCUGUCCCCGGAGCUCUUUGUGCACAACACCAACCUGCAGAAGCUCUACCUGUCCAACAACUUCCUCACCACUCUGCCGAGCGGCGUCUUCUUGCCCCUGCAUGCUCUCGCCAAGAUCACCCUGCAUGUCAACCGCCUGCGGGACAUCUCCCCCAGUGCCUUUGGGCCCACGCCCAACCUGCAGGAGCUCUGGCUUUACGAGAAUGAGCUUUCCACCCUCCCUACUGCCGUCUUCAGCAACCUGACCCAGCUGCAGCUCCUGGUUCUCAGCAAGAACCGGCUGCGGUCGGUGCCACCGGGGGCUUUCCAGGGCUUGGGGGAGCUUCUGGAGCUGUCGCUGCACUCGAAUGCCCUGCGCCGUCUGGAUGCCCGGGCACUGGAGGGGAUGCCCAAGCUGCAGAACAUCUCUCUGCACCACAACCAGCUGCAGGCACUGCCACGGGGCCUCUUCAGAGCCACCCCUGGGCUGCGGCACCUGCAGCUGCACUCCAAUGCCCUGGAGUACCUGCCUGCCGGCAUCUUCUCCCCGCUGACUGCCCUGCGAGAGGUGAGGCUGCACAACAACUCCUGGCGCUGUGACAAGGGCAUCCUGCCCCUGCAGGGCUGGCUGGAGGAGAACCCUCACAAGGUGGGUGAGAUACCCCCACUGUGUGCCCAGCCUCCCUCCCUGCAGGGCAUCCCCAUCGCCGGGCUGCCACAGGACCAGUUCAUCGACCCCCAGUCCCCCACGGCUGCUCCUCAUCCCAGUACUCUGCUCCCUGCUGACACCUCUGAGGCAGCAUCAGAUGAUGCCUCAGCAGCAGAAGAUGCCUCAAUGGAGCCCACCACAGGGCUGCCAGCCUCUCCACAGGAGGAUGAGGAGGAGAAGAAGGAGGAGGAAGAGAGGGGGCAAUGGGGGCUGACACGCCUGCAGAGUGGGGUGGUGGUAGCAGUCAUUGUGCUGGUGUGUGUGGCCCUGCUGGCUGCUCUGGUGGCACUGGUGGUCUAUGGCUGUAGGAAGAAGAGCCACGUUGUGCUCAUGAGGAUGAAAGCUCCAAAUGAAAGUGCUCCAAGGACACGGGUUGUUGUUGCAGAUAACAGUGAGGGGCAGCUCCGCCCCAGCAGGAACAGCUUGUCCCUGGCUUUCCUGGCUUCCCAUCUGCCCCAGAAAACACUGUCCCGUCCCAGCAAGCAGCAUCCCUGCACAUCUGCCACAGGUUUGGCGACCGUCCCUGUGAUGCUACACUUGUGCAGGCUGCUGAUCUAUGUGCUGCUGGGGCUGGGGUCCCUGCUGGUGGGGGCACUGUCCCCAUCCUGCCCCCCAGCCUGCCAGUGCUAUGACACCUCCAAAGUCUUCUGCUCAAACGAAAGGGUACGGGAGAUCCCAGAGGGCCUGCCAGGAAGUGCCACCCACCUCUUCUUUGUGGAGACAGCCCUGAGCAGCAUCCGCAGCGGGGACUUGGGCUCCAGCUCCACGCUCACCAAGCUGGUCUUCAUCAAUAACAACAUCCAGGAGCUGCAGGCUGGUGCCUUUCAGGGGCUGUCCAGCCUCACUGAGCUGGAGGUGUCAGGCAACUCCUUGUCAGCUGUCAGCCCUGGGAUGCUGGCAGGGCUGACCAGCCUCAGCAAGCUCUCCCUCAGUGCCAACGCCAUCCGCACCCUGCAGCCGGGGCUCUUCACUGCCUCUUGCCGCCUGCAGGACCUGAGCUUGUCAGGGAACAAGAUCGAGGCACUGCCCCCUGGCAUCUUCCACCCACUCCGGCGGCUCCGGGCCCUGGACCUGUCACAGAAUGCUCUGCCUGAGCUGCCGGAUGGGCUGCUGGCCCCACUUGUCGCCCUUCGUGUCCUCAAGCUCAGUGACAAUCUGCUGGCACGGGUGCCUCCUGGUGCUUUCAGGGCACUUGGCCAGCUAACCGAGCUCCACCUGGAUGGCAACCGGCUGGAGGAGCUGCCCUCGGGCGUCUUCUUCGGGCUGGGGGCGCUGCGGCGGCUGCAUUUGCAGCACAAUGCCCUGGGCAGCCUGGCCCCUGACAUCUUCAUGGGUCUCCUCAACCUCACUGUCCUCAGCCUGGAGGGCAACAACCUGGCCACCGUGCCUGCCAUCCUGUUCACUGGCACCCCUGGCCUCCUCCACCUCUCACUGGCUCGCAACCAGCUGGAGACACUGCCCCAGGAGCUCUUUGCUAACCUGUCAGUGCUGGAAACACUGGAGCUCUCACACAAUGCCAUAGAUCACCUGUCCACUGGGGCUUUCCAGGGUCUGGAAGGGCUGAGAGAGCUCCGGCUGAGCCACAACAACCUCUCCAGACUGCCGGCGGGGCUGCUGGCUGGGCUGCCCCUCCUCGCCGCCCUGGUGCUGGACCACAACCGCCUGGCCCGCCUGCCCCCGGGGCUCUUCGAUGCCAACGAUGAACUGGUGCGUGUGGGUCUGGCUGACAACCCCUGGUUCUGUGACUGUCACCUCUCCUACCUCCUGCACUGGCUCCAGAGCUUUGCUGAGCCCCUCAUCCACGGCCAAGCCUUCUGUGCCAAUCCAGCUGCUCUCCAGGGCCAGUCCCUGCUGAAGGUCUCUCGCGGGCAGCUGCAGUGCCCGGGAGCAGACGAUGUCCCCUCGGAGGAGGGCUGGGACACCGAUGUUCCGGGGCAGUGCACCUACACCAACCCCGAGGGCACGGUAAGCGUGGCCUGCAAUGCCACACGGUGCCAGCAGCUGAGCCUGCGCCUCCCUCCUCCCGGGCAGGAGCCAGGCUUGGGGCCAGCCUACCGGCGGGCAUGGGUGCUGCGCUCCCGCUGCGGCACGCUGCAGGUCAGCGUCCUUGUCACAGCACAGAGAGGGAACGAGGUCACUCAACCAGGUCUGCCCGAGGUGCCCUAGAACUUGGGCAGGCGUUUGCUUCUGCUCCGGCAACCUCUGAACCAGCCUGGGAAACAAACAGCUCUCCCUCUAUCUCUGCUACCGCUUUUCCCCAGCUGUCCCCGAGCUCUCCACAACAGCUGGCUUGGGGCUAUUUAUCCUCUCAGCUAUGUGUUUCCUGUGUAUUUCAAAUAUAAUUAAAAUUUGCCUAUUAUUUCUGUGCUACUA